GUGUGUGUGUGUGUGUGUUGUAGUAAGGGUCUCCACAAGACUGUAAUCUUAGGAUGUUGUAUUGUGCUGAGCAGACGUUAUCUCGCUCAGUCAGAUGGAUCUACAGAUAACAGGCCAUACAACAAGUGCUGAAGGUCAGUUUUAAUGGACGAAAGCUCAUCUGGAGAACUCACACACACACACACACACACUGCCCAAUACUCUAGGUUCUCCAGAGAGCAGGAAAGAAAAUGAAGAUGAAGCUGCCAAACCCGGGUCUGGAGGACCGUAUCCCCUCGCAUGCUGAACUGGAGGACAUGGAUAUGGUCCAGGCUGAGGACCGUCCUCAGUGGGACAAUAAAGCUCAGUACAUGCUCACCUGUGUGGGCUUCUGUGUGGGACUGGGGAAUGUCUGGAGGUUCCCUUACCUGUGUCAGAGCCAUGGUGGAGGAGCGUUUAUGAUCCCGUUCCUCAUUCUGCUGGUCCUCGAGGGAAUUCCUCUCCUACAUCUGGAGUUUGCAAUCGGACAGAGACUGAGGAAGGGAAGUGUUGGGGUCUGGAGGUCCAUCAAUCCAUAUUUAUCUGGAGUGGGUAUAGCAUCCAUGCUCGUGUCCUGUAUGGUGGGAAUGUACUAUAACACCAUCAUUGCCUGGGUCAUGUGGUACUUGUUCAACUCCUUCCAGGAUCCAUUGCCGUGGAGUCAAUGUCCCAUCAAUGAGAACAGAACAGGGCUGGUAUCAGAAUGUGCCCGCAGUUCCUCUGUGGAUUAUUACUGGUACAGAGAAACCUUGAACAUCUCAAAUAACAUCAAGGACUCAGGUGGGUUGCAGUGGUGGAUGGUUCUGUGUCUGAUCACCGCAUGGAUGGUUCUCUGGGUCUGCUGCAUUCGAGGCAUCGAAACCACCGGAAAGGCUGUUUACAUCACGUCCACGCUGCCUUACAUCGUCCUCACCAUCUUUCUGAUACGAGGACUGACUCUCAAAGGUUCUAUGGAAGGCAUCAAGUACCUCUUCACUCCAGAUUUAAACGAGUUGGCAAAUCCAACCACAUGGCUAGAUGCUGGAGCUCAAGUCUUCUACUCUUUCUCCCUUGCCUUUGGAGGACUGAUCUCCUUCUCCAGCUACAACUCUGUACAUAAUAACUGUGAACAGGAUGCUGUUAUCAUUUCCAUCAUCAAUGGGUUUACAUCAGUUUAUUCUGCCAUCGUCAUCUACUCCAUCAUUGGCUUCCGAGCCAUGGAGAAGUUCGAUGACUGUCUCAAUGGGAACAUCAUGGCCCUGCUGAAUACAUUUGACCUUCCCUCUGAGAGCAUAACUGAGAGUAACUAUGAUCAAGCCCUACAAUUUCUCAACAGCACAUCACCAGCCAUAAUAGAGGGGCUCAAUCUGAGGACCUGUAAUAUGCAGGAUCUCCUUAGCCAGGGAGUAGAAGGUACUGGUUUGGCCUUUAUCGUGUUCACAGAGGCCAUCACCAAGAUGCCUAUUUCUCCUCUGUGGGCAGUGCUGUUCUUCAUCAUGCUCCUCUGUCUCGGCCUUUCCACCAUGUUCGGCAGCAUAGAGGGGGUCGUGGUGCCUCUGCAGGACCUCAAUAUCUUCCCCAAGAGAUGGCCUAAAGAAGUCCUAACAGGAAUCGUUUGCUUGGUGUCUUUCGCCGUUGCGCUGAUCUUCACACAACGGUCUGGUGAAUACUGGCUCGCUCUGUUCGAUGGAUUUGCAGGCUCCAUUCCCUUACUUAUUAUCGCUUUCUGUGAGAUGGUUUCUGUGGCUUAUGUCUACGGAAUAGACAGGUUUAAUGAAGACAUCAAGUUCAUGAUUGGACACAAGCCCAAUUUCUUCUGGCAGGCCACGUGGAGAGUGAUCAGUCCUCUCAUCGUUCUUGUUAUCUUUAUCUUCUACCUGAUCUCCACUGCCUCCAGAGAUCUCACCUACAUCGCCUGGAACCCUGAAUCGAAAAACUUUCCCAAUUUAGAGGUUCUGCACUACCCUGACUGGAUCAACAUCAUCAUCUUCAUCCUCUCCGGCGUUCCUGCUCUCAUUAUUCCCACCGUCGCUGUUUAUAAAUUCAUCAGGAUGCACUGCUGUGGAAAAGAAACCAAGAAGACACCAGUCAUAAACACCGUCUCGGCUCAAAUACACGCAGAACUGAAGAACGUGUAGAGCAACAAAGUCACCAGCUUCAUGUGAUGAGAAGAACAUUCAAUCACUUUAUAUAAACUGGAAGUAAAAACACUGUAAUCAUGUCAGAAAUUCGACUUGGAGGCAGAUGUGUACAAGUAUUUCUCUGAAUAUAAAGUAUUUUAUUAUAUAUGCGUAUAAAAGCCAUGUUCCUGACCCUGAUAAUUCAAUUAAUUAAUUAAAGUUUGGUUUUAACAUAAAGCUACAGUGCAGGCGUUCACGGGUCGGGAUAAACAUUUCUACAUGCUUGUGGUUUUCCACAAGAUCUGAGGAGAUACACAUUAAUGGGGUUUUUAUCAAUUGCACUUGUGAAAACACAAAGUCGUUUUUUAACUCACCCAAGGUCAGGAAAGAUCUCUAUAAUCAUAAUCAGGGGAAAAGAACUGGAAAAACUCAACUAUCUAUUACUCAUGAGAAUCUGCACAGGUCUUCAUGCCUGAUCUGGUGGACACUGGGUGUAGCAGUUGGUAGAGGUCUGUUACCUCUGGAACAAGAGUCUCUUCUCCUUGAAUUCAUCAUAAUGGCAAAUCUAUUUCGGCUAAAUAGUUGCAAAUUUCAGGAGGAUUGAACUGAGGUCUUGACGUGACCUUUGAUUCCACUUUUCAUUGGAUUUAGAUAAUGUCUAGCUGUAGAAGGAUCUCCACUUGCUUUAUAAAUGUUUUUGUUUGAAGUUCUGUGAGAAGGUUUGGGGAGAUUUGAAAGUUUCUGCAAAAAUCUGAUCUAAUCUAUAAUGAAGUAUCUCAACCUGAAGGGAUUUUCAUCUUGAUGAUGUUGGUGGUUAUUAAAGUUCAGGUCCCUUUGGAUUCAAGUCUACACACUCAAUCCAAACCAUUAACUGUGUUCUGUUUUAUCUCUCAGUUUGAAUUAGUUCUGUCUGAAUUCUCAAUCCAAUUGUACGGAUUGUGAACAGAAAGACUGUAGAAUAUAGAUUUCAUUAUUGUACAGAAAAUAUUGUUUAUAUUGGAUGAAUGCAUUAUUUUCUUGCACUUUGUCAUGAUGGUUCAUGGUUCAGGACCCAGUUAGUGAUUAUACACUCUAAAGAAAUACUUUGUGUUUUUGCGCUGUAAUUCUGGCUGCAAUAAAAAUUCCUGCCAUUGUUCAGCAUUGGGAAAUAAAGCGUUCCUCAUCUCCCA
Messenger RNA from Silurus meridionalis, 3286 nucleotides. Its product is annotated as sodium-dependent neutral amino acid transporter B(0)AT1-like. NCBI's taxonomy places the organism in Eukaryota, Metazoa, Chordata, Actinopteri, Siluriformes, Siluridae. Gene Ontology annotation, cellular component: plasma membrane. The coding region runs from base 231 to 2135 and encodes 634 amino acids. Gene Ontology annotation, biological process: sodium ion transmembrane transport. The transcript has 12 exons. The record is from RefSeq and is a predicted model, not a curated record.